Molecule: messenger RNA, 3732 nt
Organism: Exophiala bonariae
Lineage: Eukaryota; Fungi; Ascomycota; Eurotiomycetes; Chaetothyriales; Herpotrichiellaceae
Exons: 1
Coding region: 1-3732 (1243 amino acids)
Biological process (GO): phospholipid translocation; retrograde vesicle-mediated transport, Golgi to endoplasmic reticulum; endocytosis
Cellular component (GO): trans-Golgi network; endosome; plasma membrane
Molecular function (GO): ATP hydrolysis activity; ATPase-coupled intramembrane lipid carrier activity; ATP binding
Source: RefSeq, a predicted model, not a curated record
AUGUCUUCCACAAAUCCCCCAUAUAUGCCUGGUCGGGUAGACUCGGACUCCGAAGAUGACCUCGACCUAGACGAACUCGACCCUAUCGUCGAACAGAGAAACCCUUCUGCACGCUCAGGCGCACGGCCUGGAAAUCCCUCCUCCAACAUCCCCCUCCACAAAUUACAGCAGUUUGGUGGAGCUCGACUAUGGCGCUCCGCGGGAAAAAGAGACAACUCGAGUUAUGCUGAUCCCGAUGAAGAUACAGAAGGCCUCUUGGGUGGUUGGCCGGGCCAGUCUCGCGAAAACGGCCACCUGCGCCAAUGGUCGGAGGAUCCAGUCGGUUGGAACGUGAGGCAGAACAGGACAUCAGAUAAAGAUCACGGACGAAACACGCCAUCACAGCCUCGAGAAACAGCCUCGAGACGUUCAAGUUUUCGCCAAAGCAUGCAAUUAUCUGAUUUUGUCCGACAAGAGCUUGCCGAUAUGCGUGAAGACCAGGACGUUGACAGCAAGGAGUCCCGCGAAAUCAACGUUGGCCAGGCCCAGUCGAGUCGCUAUCCAACUAACGUCGUCUCCAACGCUAAAUACACCGCUUGGUCUUUCCUGCCUAGGACGUUGUACAACGAAUUUUCUUUCUUUCUGAACAUCUACUUUCUCCUGGUCGCCCUUUCGCAGAUUAUACCAUUCUUGCGCAUCGGAUAUAUGUCCACUUAUAUUGUACCACUAGCCUGUGUUCUGGCCAUUUCCAUUGGGAAAGAGGCCCUUGAUGAUAUUACGAGGCGACGACGAGACGCCGAGGCGAACUCGGAACCUUUCACCGUGCUGUCAUUUGCCGAUUCCACAAGGUCUCGUCAAUUGGACGCUAGAAACGGUGUUCUUGAGGUUGAAAAAAGAGCACGGGACAUCAGAGUUGGUGAUAUCUUGAAGUUAGAGAAAAAUCAACGGGUUCCUGCAGAUGUUGUGAUACUGCAAAGCCAUCUCAGCGAACUGCUCUCGGAUCCUGCAACAAGUUCACCCGGCGAUGUCGAGACCAUGGCAGCUCCACAAACGAGUGUGGAGACUUUUAUCCGAACAGAUCAACUUGACGGAGAAACCGACUGGAAAUUGCGACUUCCCAGUCCCCUGAGUCAGAGGUUGAGAUUGGCUGAUCUGCGACAAAUUCGAAUAACAGCGGGCGCCCCCGACAAGAACGUCAAUGCAUUCGUCGGAACUCUUGAGCUUCAAGGAAGCCCCACUGCUGCAUACGAUCCACCUGUUGGCGAGCAGGACUCUUCGUUAGAGAUUUCAACUCGAGUUAAUGAGACAGGAGAUGUCCCAAGCACUGCUCGUUCCGCUCCGCUCACCAUCGACAAUACUGCUUGGGCCAAUACAGUCCUAGCUUCUAGCACAACCACUUACUGUGCAGUCAUAUACACUGGUCGGCAGACACGGUCGGCCCUUUCUACAUCGCCAUCAAGGUCGAAAACUGGGUUGCUGGAACUCGAGGUCAACAAUUUGACCAAGAUACUGUGUAUCAUGACGCUCAGCUUAUCGAUCAUUCUUGUUGCACUGGAAGGGUUUGAACCAUCAAAUCAAAAACGAUGGUAUGUGGCCAUCAUGAUAUACCUGAUUCUGUUUUCGACAAUCAUCCCCAUCAGCUUGCGGGUGAAUCUGGACAUGGGCAAAACAGUCUAUGCAUACUUUAUCGAACACGAUCGUGGCAUUCCAGACACCGUCGUGCGUACCAGUACCAUUCCGGAAGAUUUGGGUCGAAUCGAGUAUCUUCUAUCCGACAAAACCGGUACCCUCACCCAAAACGAGAUGCAAUUGAGGAAAAUACACGUCGGUACUGUAGCAUAUGCGGGUGAGGCUCUUGAGGAAGUCGCGGCCUAUGUUGGCCAGUCCUUUGCAACAACAGAAUCUGCUGCUUCGACUCGAGGUUCAGAAUUGGGAGCAACCACCAAGACCCGCAGAGAGAUAGGGAUACGCGUGCGUGACCUGGUUCUGGCACUUGCUCUGUGUCACAAUGUUACGCCGACCACUGAUGAGAUCGACGGAAAGAAAGUGGUAUCAUAUCAAGCAUCCUCGCCUGAUGAAAUAGCCAUUGUUGAAUUUACCGAGAGUGUUGGCCUUCGACUCCUUCAACGCGAUCGCGAAACAAUUGUCCUUCAAUCGGUAGCCACGAAUAAAAUCGUCAUCAGAGCGGAGAUCAAGGAUAUUUUCCCAUUCACAUCAGAAAGCAAACGCAUGGGUAUCGUUUUACAGAUACAUUCUGAAGUCCCCGGGCUGCCUUUUGCCAAUGAACUGUGGUUUUUUCAAAAAGGUGCAGACACAGUCAUGUCAUCGAUUGUUGCUGCCAACGAUUGGCUGGAUGAGGAAACCUCCAAUAUGGCUCGCGAAGGUCUCAGAACUCUUGUUGUCGGCAGGAAAAAGCUCUCUCCUGCGCAGUACGCCGCGUUCUCCUCGGACUAUGACGAAGCCGCUCUUGCCCUACACGGACGUGAUAUGGGCAUAGCAGCAGUUAUCAAGUCGCAUCUUGAGCGUGAUUUAGAACUUCUUGGCGUUACAGGCGUGGAAGAUCGUCUACAAAAGGAUGUCAAGCCCUCUCUGGAAUUACUUCGUAACGCUGGUGUCAAAAUUUGGAUGUUGACUGGUGACAAGAUCGAAACUGCACGCUGUGUUGCUGUCUCGGCGAGGCUUGUGGCACGUGGUCAGCACAUUCAAACCAUGGCGAAAAUCAAGACCAAGUCUCAAGGCCAAGAUGCGCUUGAUGCCAUGCGGAGCCAGACAGAGUCGUGCCUUCUGAUAGACGGAGAGUCUCUAGCAUUAAUGCUGAGCCAAUUCCGUCAAGAUUUCAUCAAACUUGCAGUCCUGCUUCCUGCGGUAAUCGCUUGUCGUUGUUCUCCUACUCAAAAAGCUGAAGUUGCACUAUUGAUCCGACAGCAUACCAAAAAGCGUGUCUGUUGUAUUGGAGAUGGUGGCAACGAUGUAAGUAUGAUCCAAGCAGCAGAUGUGGGCAUUGGUAUUGUGGGCAAAGAAGGACGUCAAGCAUCCCUCGCUGCAGAUUACAGUGUCACGCAAUUUUGCCAUCUUACCAAACUUUUAGUGUGGCAUGGUCGGAACAGCUACAAGCGAUCAGCAAAACUGGCUCAAUUCGUUAUGCAUCGUGGCUUGAUUAUCAGCGUUUGCCAAACGAUGUACAAUAUCGCAGGACACUUUGACCCCAAGGGCCUGUUCAAAGAUUGGCUCUUGGUUGGCUAUGCGACUGUAUACACCAUGGCACCAGUUUUCUCACUUGUCUUUGAUCGAGAUGUGGAUGAACAAGUAGCCAACCUCUAUCCUGAGCUCUACAAAGAGCUCAAGUCUGGUGAAAGCUUGAGUUACAAAACUUUCUUCACUUGGGUUCUGGUAUCGGUCUAUCAAGGAGUGGUCAUACAAGGGUUAACCCAGAUCCUAGUUGGGGAGGUUGACGGACCACGAAUGCUGAGUGUCAGCUUCACCGUACUAGUAUUGAACGAACUGAUCAUGGUCGCGGUGGCUGUUACCACAUGGCAUCCGAUCAUGAUCGCUUGUAUCUUGGGUACUGCAAUCAUUUAUGCGGCAAGUGUUCCAUUUCUUGGUGGUUAUUUCGAUCUCAAGUACGUGGUCAGCUGGAGUUGGGUUUGGAGAGUGGCUGCUGUGGGAGCGAUCAGCCUUAUUCCUGUGUGGGGAGGGAAAGUCAUUCGUCGAAUGUGGAAACCGCCGAAUUAUCGCAAGGUACAAGGUAUAUAG